Messenger RNA from Gasterosteus aculeatus aculeatus (three-spined stickleback), 1810 nucleotides. It is a transcript of the gene ctsa, whose product is annotated as cathepsin A. Gene Ontology annotation, biological process: proteolysis. Gene Ontology annotation, molecular function: serine-type carboxypeptidase activity. The record is from RefSeq and is a predicted model, not a curated record. NCBI's taxonomy places the organism in Eukaryota, Metazoa, Chordata, Actinopteri, Perciformes, Gasterosteidae.
UUCAACAGUCAUGUGGGGCGAGGAAAAUCACGUGACUGGCCGCUGCCACGUGACCUGCUCCGAGCGUUCAUUGCCGGCAGUCGCAGCCACAUCAACUCCCCAGCUGGACGCGGACUGAAGAGAUGCAGCUGGUGGUGUUGAGUUGCUUCCUGCUCACCCUGCUGGGUGGCAGCGAUGCCGCUGCGGCUGCAGACGAGGUGAAGUACCUGCCCGGUCUGCAGAAACAGCCGAGCUUCAAACAGUAUUCUGGAUACCUGAGUGUGGCCGAUGGGAAACAUCUGCAUUACUGGUUCGUGGAGUCCCAGAAUAAACCCGCCACUGACCCGCUGGUGUUGUGGUUGAAUGGCGGCCCCGGCUGCAGCUCUCUGGACGGGCUUCUGACAGAACACGGACCCUUCCUGAUCCAAGAGGACGGUGAGACGCUGCAGUACAACCAGUACUCCUGGAACAAGAUUGCCAACAUGUUGUACCUGGAGUCUCCAGCAGGAGUCGGCUUCUCGUACUCUGACGAUAGGAACUACGUCACCAACGACACAGAGGUAUCGAUGAACAACUACCUGGCUCUAAAGGAGUUCCUCCGCCUGUUUCCGGAGUUCAGCAAGAAUGAGUUGUUCCUGACCGGCGAGAGCUACGGAGGAAUCUACAUCCCGACGCUGGCCGAGAGGGUGAUGGAGGACGCCAGUCUCAACCUGCAGGGCGUUGCCGUGGGAAACGGGAUGUCGAGCUACGAGAUGAAUGACAACUCACUUGUGUACUUCGCCUACUACCACGGCCUGCUUGGAAGUCGACUUUGGACCUCACUGCAGACCUUCUGCUGCAGCGGCGGGAAGUGCAACUUCUACGACAACCCCAACGAGAACUGCUCCAAAAAUCUGUUCGAGGUUCAGCGGAUCGUCUACGCCUCUGGGCUGAACAUGUACAACCUGUAUGCACCUUGUCCAGGUGGAGUCCCGCAGAGAUUCAGUAUUGAACGAGGUGAGCUGGUGAUCAGAGAUCUGGGGAACUUGUUCAUCAACCACCAGUGGACGCAGCUCUGGAACCAGAAGUUGCGAGGUCUGGCGUCUUCACACCUGUCUGUCCGCCUGGACCCCCCCUGCACUAACUCCACGCCCUCCACCCUGUACCUUAACAACCCAUUUGUCAGAACUGCUCUGCACAUCAGCCCCAAGGCUCUGGACUGGGUCAUCUGCAGCUCUGAGGUGAAUCAGAAUUACGGUCGCGUCUUCCUGGACGUCAGGAAACAGUACCUGAAGCUGCUCCAUGCUCUGAAGUACCGGGUCCUGGUGUACAACGGGGACGUGGACAUGGCCUGUAACUUCAUGGGGGACGAGUGGUUCGUUGAGUCUCUGAACCAGCAGGUGGAGGUCCUGAGGCGGCCCUGGCUCUACGUCGACGAGGACGGUCAGCAGAUCGGUGGCUUCGUCAAAGAGUUUGACAACAUCGCCUUCCUCACCGUGAAGGGUUCCGGUCACAUGGUUCCAACAGAUAAACCAAUCGCUGCGUUCGCCAUGUUCACCAGGUUCCUGAAGAGAGAACCCUACUGACCUCUGAUCCGUCCGGAUUAGUCUUCGUCUCACUGCCAGUCAGUUCGGCACAGCGCCGCUCUGUGUCGCCUGGCGACCAGAUUAUAGUUUUUAUUCAAGAAAUCAAACUUCUCAAACUCAAUCACAUUACUGUACCGGUGACACGUUGCUGUGGAAACGAGCACUGCCAGAGUAAAUGUACCUUUUUUGAUUGUUUUUAUGUUUUUAAAUAUUUUUUUAUGAAAUGUAAGAACAACGGGUAUAAAAUAAAGUUUUAUCUUUAACUG